AUGGGUCCUGGGAAGGGUAGGUGGUGUUCCCAGCACCCCGUUUUCUUCUGGCUGCCCCAGUGGGAGAGGGAUCAUCAUGGCAAGCAUUCCUGGCUGGCAGGAUCUGUGGGAGGGAAAAGAAGGGCUGAUCCUCCUCUAGCUGCUGUGCUUUGCUCUCAGUUAACCUCCCUCCAGCCCAGGCAGAACAGGUACAAGACGCAGAGAAGUUUGAGGUGGCUCCAGCUCCUGUGGUCCCAGUUCUGCUGACACCUGAGUUAGCUGGGAGCAGGUGCUGGUGGGACUGGGCAUGGUUGGGUCAUAGGGGAAGGCAGGCUGUAGCUCUGUGCCUGGCUCUGCUCUGCUGUGAACACAGCUGUGUUGCAGCCUGCCUCUCCCUGUGGCCUUCACCCCUGACAGUGCUGCUCUCCCCUUCUUCUAGGAGCUGGGGGGUUUGUUUCACCUACGGCACCUGGUUUGGUCUGGAGGUGUUUGCCAGCAUGCAGCACACAUACCAUGACGGGACUGUCUGCCAAGAAGUGGCCCAGGCCUGCCAGUUCCUGAUCUCCAAGCAGAUGGCAGAUGGCGGGUGGGGAGAGGAUUUCGAGUCCUGUGAGCUGCACACAUACGUGCAGAGUGCCGAGUCACAGAUCCACAACACCUGUUGGGCCCUGCUGGGGCUCAUGGCUGUCAGGUACCCUGACAUCAGUGUGCUGGAAAGGGGCAUUAAAGUGUUGAUGGAUAAGCAGCUUCCCAACGGGGACUGGCCUCAGGAGAACAUUGCUGGGGUGUUCAACAAGUCGUGUGCCAUCAGUUACACCGUGUACCGCAACAUCUUCCCCAUCUGGACGCUGGGGCGGUUCUGCCGGCUGCAUCCCAACAGCCCCCUGGCUGGGUAGCUGCCAGCCAGAGCCAGAGCCAGCCCCUCGGCUGGGGCAGGGCAGGAGGAGCAGGGAGCCCUGUCUACUUGAACCUGCAGCCCUGGACUUGUCUUGGAUCCCGGUGUCUGUGUGGGGCCGUGGCGGUGUGUGUUGCAUGGGAUAUCUCCAUGCUGACCUUAGCAUGUGGACUGCUGCCUCUGCCAGGGAAGGGUGCUGUGCUGGUGCUGCAGAGCCUCUGCUUGCUGUUGAACCUCUUCUAAACAUUCCCUUUCUAAGGUUUUUUCCAGGUAUGUUCCCCAUCCCCAGAUGGGGAGUGAAGUGCCUUUUCAGACCAUUUUGAAGAUCAGAUGAAGCUGCCGAGCUGUGUUGUAUUUCACAUUUGGACAGACUCUCAUCCUGGGUCGCAAGGCUGCCUUUAUUGUCACAGUCUGUCUGUCUAUACCAAGAGUGUGGGAUUUGGGGUCUCCCCUGUGCCCACCACUGGGGCUUGGGGGGCACCGCACAAUCCCUGCUGAGCUGACCUCUGUACUGUGGGUGCCAGUGAUGGCCUUUGAGUUACUCGCUCAACUCUGGAGCCCAUGCUGGGAGGGGAAGGACACCUGUCCUCCCCCAGGUGUGUAAGAAAAGGAGUGCUUUGCUUAAUUUUCUUAUUGUUCUGUCCCCCAGCUGGUGGCACCUACCUUCCGCAGGUGAAGUCACCACCAGCCCUUGGAGAAGGGGCAGCUGAAGCAGAAAGCUGUGAGGUGGUUGGCAUCAUGGCACAGCCUGAGCCCAGGGCUCCAGGCUUCCCCCAACUCAGACCGUGGUGCCCUGGGGCAUUCACAGGUCAUUGUCAGAGCUGGAAGUCAGAUGGGAUAAUAAAUUGCUAAGGGUGAUGCAAGAGGAA
Messenger RNA from Haemorhous mexicanus (house finch), 1743 nucleotides. Its product is annotated as lanosterol synthase-like. The record is from RefSeq and is a predicted model, not a curated record. Lineage: Eukaryota; Metazoa; Chordata; Aves; Passeriformes; Fringillidae. Gene Ontology annotation, biological process: cholesterol biosynthetic process; triterpenoid biosynthetic process. The coding region runs from base 477 to 875 and encodes 132 amino acids. The transcript has 4 exons. Gene Ontology annotation, molecular function: lanosterol synthase activity. Gene Ontology annotation, cellular component: lipid droplet.